Didymodactylos carnosus is the source of this 396-nucleotide messenger RNA. Lineage: Eukaryota; Metazoa; Rotifera; Eurotatoria; Philodinida; Philodinidae. The record is from the annotation of a GenBank genome assembly.
AUGGAUGCUCGUACGCUCUAUCAAAGCGGUCGGUCUAGCACUGAGGCACGUGUUGUUGAAUUAUGCUCGAAAGCAGCGGCGAUGAAUUCUGCAGAAGGUCGUCAAAACAUGUCUGUAUUCUAUGCCGAAGGUUAUGGCGAUCUUUUGCGGGGUUUUGCUCGUAGUAAGCAGCAUUGCGAAGCGGCUGCUUCCCAGAAGCCAUUCUGUCUGAUGCGGUAUGCCAAAGCGGCAGAGCAAGGUAUCGCUGGAGCCGAAGAAAAUUAUGGAGAUUUUCUUAAACUUGGCAUCGGAGGACCAACUGAUGUGACACAAGCGCGUAUUUUCUAUCGGCGUGCUGCAGAUCAAGAUCAGCCUGAUGCAUUUCGCAAACUGCAAGAGCUGGAACGGAAAACCUGA